ACCAAUAGCAUUGCUGGGGGCGGGGAUAUACAGGUAACGUCGGAAGUGAUACGGCUAGCUAGCUGUCAUGCUCUAAACAUUUACUAUUAUUUGGGAAUAUCAUCCGAUUAAAAUAUAAAAACAGACCAAUCCCUGACAAUGCGGACAGUUGUUUUUUGUUAGAAGCAGUUAUUCAACCUCAUCGAUUUCUAAAUGUCGGACACAGGCGAGCGAGGUACUACUGGGCUAGCCUGAUCAACAAAGCAAGUCAAGAUAGCAGCUGGCUAACUCGUGAUCAACCCAAUCAACAAAGCUGGACGAGUAGCAACACAGCCGCCCGGACUGCAGAGAUUUACUAGCUCUGAGAUCAGCGGUGCUUGUAGUCGUAGGUAGUCAAAAUGUCUAUUCAAUACGAGGAACCGACAUUAGCAGGAAGUUAUGGGGUUGUAGAUUCCUUUCCAAAGGACUUUGGCUACGGAGUGGAGGAACCAGAUAUUGAAGAGAGUUCGUUAUCAGCUGACAGUAAACCAAGAAUACUGUUGAUGGGUCUUCGACGAAGUGGAAAAUCGUCAAUUCAAAAAGUUGUGUUCCACAAGAUGGCACCCAAUGAGACGUUGUUCUUGGAGAGCACUAACAAAAUCUACAAGGAUGACAUCUCUAGUAGCUCUUUUGUCAACUUCCAAAUCUGGGACUUUCCUGGCCAGGUGGACUUCUUCGACCCAACGUUUGACUAUGAGAUGAUUUUUCGAGGCACUGGGGCUCUGAUCUUUGUUAUUGAUGCUCAGGAUGAUUACGUGGAAGCUUUGGGGAGGUUACAUCUGACAGUGUCCCGGGCCUACAGAGUAAACCCAGAAAUAAACUUUGAGGUGUUCAUCCAUAAAGUUGAUGGUCUUUCUGAUGACCACAAGAUCGAGACCCAGAGGGACAUCCACCAGAGAGCCAACGACGACCUGGCGGAUGCCAGCCUUGAGAAGCUUCACCUCAGCUUUUAUUUGACCAGCAUCUAUGACCAUUCCAUAUUCGAAGCCUUCAGUAAAGUUGUCCAGAAACUUAUUCCACAGCUACCAACUUUAGAGAAUCUUUUGAAUAUCUUCAUAUCGAAUUCUGGGAUUGAGAAGGCCUUCCUGUUUGAUGUGGUCAGUAAGAUCUACGUUGCCACGGACAGUUCUCCGGUGGACAUGCAGUCUUAUGAACUGUGCUGCGACAUGAUUGAUGUUGUCAUUGACGUCUCUUGUAUAUACGGCCUGAGAGAGGACGGGAGCAGCAGUGCGUUUGAUAAGGAGUCGUCCGCCAUCAUCAAGCUCAGCAACACCACUGUGCUGUGUCUGAAGGAGGUCACCAGGUUCCUGGCCCUCGUCUGCAUCCUCAGAGAAGAAAGCUUCGCAAACAAAGGUUUGAUAGACUAUAACUUUCACUGUAUUCGUAAAGCCAUUCAUGAGGUGUUUGAAGUCGGACCGUCGGCACAGCGGACAGGAGUUCUGCCUCCAGGCUCGCCCGGUAACAGCUUGGCCAAUGGGAAAUAUGCUGCAUUAAAUGGAAAUGCUUUUUAGAGGACCUUACAGAAGGAAUGGUGUCACCUAAAUAGAAAGCAGUGAAGUCAACAGAGAUAUAAACAAUCUGUUGUCCAAAGUAGAGAGAGGUUAAUAAUAAUAAAAAAAACCUAAACGAUGUUGAAUUAAGAUUUAUAAAAAGGUGGGGUGAACUACAGAAGCUGUUAGCUUCUCUUGGGAUGUUACUUGUUGCAUUAUUGAUGAAUGAUGGCUCCAUCUGAGGGACUGCUAAAAAGGCAGACAGAUACAAGUCAGUUCACAGAGCUGUUGUGCUGUGUUGUCAUAUUGUUGUUACAGUAGAAGUGGGAAGCUGCAUUAUAGGAAGAUGUAGCUGAAAAGUUUACCACAGUAGUGGAACUUAAUUGAAAUUCACUUGUCAGAUGUCAGGUUUUUUUGGGCUAGCUGGGAAUCUUUUUUCCCCUAGAGAGCAUUCCUUUCAUAUGUAAUUGAUUAAUGUAACCAGCAAACAUAUUUUUUUCUACUGUCAGUGUAAAGAAAUGAUACAUUUUGAGUUUGUUUGGGCCCAUAUGUAACAAAUAUAUUUUGAAAGAUUCUUAUGAUACAAUGUGUGUUUACUGAGAAACAAUCUGUUCAGCAAUUUGGGUCCAACAAUUUUUGACAUAAUAUUAUACAAUAAUUAAUUUUCAGUUUGUAUUUAAACACAUUGUUUUUUUUUGAAACGCUUCUGCCUGACUGUGUUUUGCUCCCUAGUAUAAACUAACACCCUCAGUAAGGAAUGUAGAUCAUCACUCUGUUCUACUGUUGUAAGAGAUCAGGGUUCAGCUCAGGAUCUUCACGGACCUCUACUGUGCCAGUUCCACCAUUAGGUAGUUUUGAUAGCCAGUGUUUCAGCUGGAGGACUAAUGGGUGCUGGUGUUGAUGGAGUCACAGGUCACUCAUUUGGUCACUCCAGUCGUAUUUGUGACACUUUGACAGUUUAUUUUAUGUAUUAGUCUAAUGAACACAUUGCCAAAUCUUUUCAGUGCAAGACGUGUAACAUAUGUACAAAUAUCUGUUGCCAAAAGGUUGUGUGUUUUUCAGUUUCUUUUUGUGCGAUAGAGUAAUAUAAAAAUAAAUUUUGCUGUGAUUGAUUAAAGCGCUUUAGUGAUUUAAAGCUUUUGAGAUACAAGGGAAUGUGAAUUUCUUCCACGAUUUGGUCUGAAAUUGUGUGAAUAAUUAAAAGUAUUUUUGUCAUUUGAA
Molecule: messenger RNA, 2729 nt
Organism: Hypomesus transpacificus
Lineage: Eukaryota; Metazoa; Chordata; Actinopteri; Osmeriformes; Osmeridae
Gene: rragcb
Product: Ras-related GTP binding Cb
Exons: 7
Coding region: 378-1529 (383 amino acids)
Biological process (GO): regulation of autophagy; positive regulation of TOR signaling; cellular response to starvation
Cellular component (GO): lysosome; nucleus; Gtr1-Gtr2 GTPase complex
Molecular function (GO): GTP binding; GTPase activity
Source: RefSeq, a predicted model, not a curated record